This is a messenger RNA of Eurytemora carolleeae, 972 nucleotides long. RefSeq lists its product as uncharacterized. The record is from RefSeq and is a predicted model, not a curated record. Lineage: Eukaryota; Metazoa; Arthropoda; Copepoda; Calanoida; Temoridae. Bases 1 to 972 code for a protein of 323 amino acids. The transcript is spliced from 13 exons.
AUGGUUCGAGACAGCAACAACUACACCUAUGUAGCUAAUACCUCGUUUACUGAAGUAAAGCAAGAAUUUUUACUCUUCGUGAUGCAGGGUGUUCAAGUACUUGCCGAGGCUUUUGUAACAGAUUUCUUCUACAACAAUACACAGCGUGGUUGGUCAAUAACUAGGAUUAUAGAUCCUACAUUAGAUAUCAGGUUUGUCGGUCAAGGCGUUCAAGUAUUUAAACCUGGAAUGGUGUUUGAAACUCAACUCUCAGUAAAAUAUAGCGAUCAGGUUGCGUUGGACCCAUAUACACUAGAACAGUCUACUCUGAUUAUAGAAACUAAAAUACGAAUGGAGAACGGAGAACUCAGAAAUCUACGAACUAUGAGGAUUCCGCCAAAACUGGGAGAUGUGUGUAAAUUUAGAGAUCUGGUCCAUAUACGGGAAUAUGAUAAGCAGUUUGAAGAUGCAGAGGUUGAAGAUAUUGAGAACUCCAAUACAUUCUUUACAGAUCAUACAGACGAACAUGAAGAGUUCUGUAUGGAUAUGUACGCUGUCGAGGAAUCAUUUAAAGAAUUUAGAGCUACAGGUGUACAUAGGAUAACUAUAAAUACACCGGAUGACACUGAGGAGAUUCAAAUAAAAGCGACAUAUCGAGAUGACGAUAAUGGGGAAGUAACAGCAACUCUUCCAGUUUAUGCUGCUUACGCUCCUUACCAGAACUUUAUUCACGUAAGAACCAGCAAUACCAAUAUCAGAGUCGGAGAGUAUGUAGUGUUCCAUGUAAAGAUGACCCAGGUUAUUGAAUAUUUUGACUGGAUUAUUAUUUCUAAAAAUAUAAUUCUAACACGAGGCAGAGAGUUCUCAGGCAGGAUAUUCUCCUACACAUACACUUUCAGUGUUGUUGUUAACACUGAAAUGGCUCCAGGUUUCCAUAUUCUUGUCUACUUCAAAACUGAGAAGGUAAACCAAAUAUUGGAAAACUGUCAUUAA